UUAAAUACAAAUAACAACAAUAACUCGUAAAACGUGGGUAAAUGAUAAAUAAUAAUAUAGAUCUGUACGACACAGACACCACUGAUUCAGCGCUGAGUGACAACACACUACAACUCUUUCAGUCAUCGGGAAGUGAAGAAACCUUAAAGCAAAGCGCACGUAUCCUGAGAAAGAUCUGUAUGACUAACAUUUGUCUCAUUUUAUACAGCUUUUUCUUCAUGUGAAAAAGAGCCUGUUCUUCAGCAAACAUUUUACUAUGAAGGCUAACACACCACCACCUUCUCCUGAUCCUGUUAAUGAGGGUGGGAGAGAGGAUUUGAUUGAUAUUGGUGACAUAGAAGAGGUGAUAGAGCUUGAUGAUGACACUAACUGGCAAGAGGAUGCUCAUAGAGAUGAAGAGGAUGAGGACGAACAUAUGGAAGAAACAACGGAUGUUACUGAUGUGGCUGCUCUUGUCUUCUCCAAGCACAAAGGCUCAGUAUUCAGUUGUUCAGUGUCACCUGGUGGAAACAUAGCAGCCACAGGGGGAGAGGAUGACUUGGCAUAUGUAUGGGACAUACGUACUGGAAAUGUACUUUUGACUUGCACAGGCCACAAGGACAGCAUCACAUGUGUUGAGUUCAGUCAUGAUGGAUCCUUGUUAGCAACAGGGGAUAUGAGUGGAUACAUUCAAGUCUGGAAAAUUGCAGCAUCAGAAAAGAUAUGGGAAUUUGAAACUGGAGACCUUAGUUGGUUAACAUGGCAUCAUGCUUCACGCGUGUUGCUAGCAGGAACUGCAGAAGGAGAGAUGUGGAUGUGGCUUGUACCGCAAGGCAAUGCUCGUACCUUUCCUAGUUAUGGUAUAAACUCUCAAUGUGGAGCACUGCUACAGGAUGGUAAGCGUUCGGUUGCAGGUUAUGAAGAUGGUUCUUUGCGUGUAUUUGAUCUGAAGAGUGGGCAGCUGGUGCAGCAGUUUAGUGAUGGCUUGGCACAUACUGCUCCUAUUGCCAGCCUUGCUGUUCACAAGGACAACACGCUUGUUAUAUCAGGCUCCCUGGAUGGCACAGCCAAAUUAUACAACACUAAUACUGGAAAGAUUAUUGGCACACUCAACUGUGAAGUGACACCAGACUCUGAAGAGACCAAUGCAGAGAUUGAUCAUACAGUGGAGGCAGUUAGUUUCUGUCCAGCGAUGCCCGGUAUUGCUGUCACUGCAACUUUAGCUGGUUAUAUCACAAUCUGGGAUGUUGCUUCACAGGUUAGCCGACAUGUUAUAACUCAAGGAUGUGGAUCAUCAAAGCUACUGUGGCAUCCAAGUGAGCCAGUUUUGUUCUCUGCUGGGCUGGAUGGUACUGCACACUCCUAUGAUGUUCGAUCAGGAGAACUUCUUGACAAAUAUACAGGACACAGAAGCUCUAUACUGGCAUUUGACAUCAGCAAGGAUGGUUCUACACUCAUCACAGCAUCAGAUGAUGGAACAGCCAGAGUAUUUAAAAUCACAUGAUUAUUUGUAAUAAAACAUUAAAUAUGGAAA
This is a messenger RNA of Cherax quadricarinatus, 1513 nucleotides long. Its product is annotated as angio-associated migratory cell protein. The record is from RefSeq and is a predicted model, not a curated record. Lineage: Eukaryota; Metazoa; Arthropoda; Malacostraca; Decapoda; Parastacidae. Gene Ontology annotation, molecular function: protein binding.